This is a messenger RNA of Eptesicus fuscus (big brown bat), 436 nucleotides long. It is a transcript of the gene TNP1, whose product is annotated as transition protein 1. NCBI's taxonomy places the organism in Eukaryota, Metazoa, Chordata, Mammalia, Chiroptera, Vespertilionidae. Gene Ontology annotation, cellular component: nucleosome; male germ cell nucleus. The transcript is spliced from 2 exons. Bases 59 to 226 code for a protein of 55 amino acids. Gene Ontology annotation, biological process: chromatin remodeling; spermatogenesis; spermatid nucleus elongation. Gene Ontology annotation, molecular function: DNA binding. The record is from RefSeq and is a predicted model, not a curated record.
AUACCCAGACUCGCAGCCUCCUGGCUCUGCAAAGCUCCUCAUUUUUGCAGAAAUUACAAUGUCGACCAGCCGCAAAUUAAAGAGUCAUGGCAUGAGGAGGAGCAAGAACAGAUCUCCUCACAAGGGAGUGAAGAGAGGUGGCAGCAAAAGAAAAUACCGGAAGGGCGGCCUGAAGAAUAGGAAACGAGGCGAUGAUGCCAAUCGCAAUUACCGCUCCCACGUGUGACCCCACUAGUGGGCUCUGCCCUGGUGGACUUCAAACAACACCAGGCAGCAACAAGAGGACAACAGAAGGAGGACUGCCAAAGAGACCUGAAGUUAGAUCAAAGCCAAAGAACCUAUCCUAUGGGUAAAAUACCAAUCGUGAUUGAAAUGAGGAAUGUAUAAUGUUGGCUGUUUCUCCCCAACAUCUCAAUAAAAUGUUGAACACUGAAAA